Emys orbicularis (European pond turtle) is the source of this 2487-nucleotide messenger RNA. It is a transcript of the gene PKP3, whose product is annotated as plakophilin 3. Gene Ontology annotation, biological process: cell-cell adhesion; cell-cell junction assembly. Bases 1 to 2487 code for a protein of 828 amino acids. Gene Ontology annotation, molecular function: cadherin binding. Lineage: Eukaryota; Metazoa; Chordata; Testudines; Emydidae. Gene Ontology annotation, cellular component: adherens junction; plasma membrane; nucleus. The record is from RefSeq and is a predicted model, not a curated record. The transcript is spliced from 13 exons.
AUGCAGGAGAAUAACUUCUUCUUCUCGGCUUUGCAGCCGGAGGCCGGCGUGAGCUCCCUGGCACUGCCCUCGGACCAGCAGCUGGGCAGGAAAAGCAAGGAGGCGCCCGACGCGGAGCUGCUGAAGAGCGCCCGGGUGCAGGAGCAGGUCCGCAUGAGGAUGCUGCAGAAGAGCGGCUCCAUCCCCAGGACAAACGGACCAGGGCUCGACUACGUCGAGGACAAAGGUGGCAGCUCUUCCCAGGACCAGUACAGGAACACCCUGCAGAAGUCCUUCAGCUCCAGAUCCCAGACCAAUGGCUUAGACGCCAAGGGCACUCUGUAUCAGCCACCAACCCAGAAUGGGUACAGCACCACCAAGUCCACCGGCUGGUCCUCCCGCUCAGCUGUGGACCUCCCACAUCACAAGAGGAUGGCUACCAUCAGCAACGGGGGUGUGCCCCAGGGCCCAGCCUACCGUAUGAGCUACACCCUCUCGCAGGCCGCCAGCACCUCCGCGCGGCCUAAUUCCUUCCACGAGCGGAACUACCAAGCCCGGCCAAACUUCGACACCAUGUCGUUGCGGUCACUGCGCCUGGCGGACGGGCCGGGCAACCCUGCGGGCAUGGAUGAUCGCUACAGCGUGAUCUCGGAGCAGGUAGGCCCGGGGGCCCACUACAAAGGCAGAAGCAAUGGCAACUUCACCAGAUCCUACACCUUUGAGAGGCAGAUGAGUGCUGGCUCUAACACUGGGAUGAAGGGGCCAGGCGACUGGAUGGACAGCGUGGAGGUGCCUCAGAACCGGACCAUCCGCGCGCCCGCCAUGCGCACCCUUCAGCGCUUCCAGAGCAACAACCGCUCCCGCCUGAGCACCGGCUCCUUCAGCAGCCUCUCGGCCUCCCAGCCGGGCGUGGGGAGCUCCUACGCGGGCAUGAUGGAGCGCAACGUCCGGGCCCCCUCUGUGCGCAGCCUGGCUGAGUCCAACCACCACCUGCAGGACCUGCGCGCCAUCGACAUGUACAACGGGCACAACACGCUGACAACCCAGCACUCCUACUCCGGCGGGUUUGACGACAUUGACCUGCCGUCAGCAGUGAAAUACCUGAUGGCCAGUGACCCCAACCUGCAGGUGCUGGGAGCCGCCUACAUCCAGCACAAGUGCUACAGUGACAAUGAUGCCAAGAAGCAGGCUCGCAGCCUCCAAGCCAUGCCCAAGCUGGUGAAGCUUUUCAACCACCCCAACCAGGAGCUGCAGCGCCACGCCACCGGCGCCAUGCGCAACCUCAUCUACGACAAUGCCGAGAACAAGCUGGCGCUGGUGGAGGAGAACGGCAUCUACGAGCUGAUGAGGACGCUGCGCGAGCAGGAUGACGAGCUGCGCAAGAACGUCACGGGGAUCCUGUGGAAUCUCUCCUCCAGCGACACCCUAAAGGACCGGCUGGCUCGGGACACCCUGGAGCCACUCACCGACUUGAUCCUGACCCCGCUCUCCGGCACGGGCAGCGCUGCCAUCAUCCAGCAGAACGCCUCGGAAGCGGAGAUCUUCUACAACUCCACAGGCCUCCUCAGGAACCUCAGCUCCGCCAGCCAGCAGACCCGGCAGAAGAUGCGUGAGUGCCACAGGCUGGUGGACUCCAUGAUCAAUUACAUCAACAGCUCUCUGGAGGUGGGGAAGUCAGAGGACAAGAGCGUGGAGAACGCCGUGUGCGUGCUGCGGAACCUCUCCUACCGUCUGUACGACGAGAUGCCCCCAUCCUCGCUGCAGCGGCUGGAGGGGCACCGGAGGGACGGCACCGCAGGGACGGGGGAGCUGGUGGGCUGCUUCAGCCCCCAAGGCAGGCGAGUGCGAGAGCACUACAUGAACACAGACAUGGUGACCUUCACGGAGGUCUCCAAGGACCCCAAGGGGAUGGAGUGGCUCUGGAACCCGCAGAUCGUGGGCAUUUACAACCGGCUGCUGCAGCGCUGCGAGCUGAACAAACACACCACGGAGGCGGCCUCAGGGGCACUGCAGAACAUCACUGCUGGAGACCGGAGGUGGGCUGGCGUGCUGAGCAGGGUGGCUUUGGAGCAGGAGCGGAUCCUGAACCCCGUGCUGGACCGAGUCCGCACGGCCGACCAUCACCAGCUGCGCUCCCUGACGGGGCUGAUCCGCAAUCUGUCUCGCAACGCGCGCAACAAGGACGAGAUGGCGACCAAGGUGGUGAGCCAUCUGAUUGAGAAGCUUCCAGGAGGCAUCGGCGACAAGGAGCCCCCGACCGACGUCAUCGUGAACAUCAUCGCUGUGCUGAACAACCUGGUGGUGGAGAGCCCCAUCGCCGCCCGCGACAUCGUCUACUUCGAUGGCCUCCGGAAGCUCUUCUACAUCAAGAAGAAAAGGGACAGCUCGGACAGCGAGAAGUCCUCCAGAGCUGCUUCCAGCCUGCUGGCCAACAUGUGGCAGUACACCAAGCUGCACCGGGACUACAAGAUGAAGGGCUACCGGAAGGAGGAUUUCCUAGCUCUGUAA